AAAGAGGGUAUAAUUUAGAUGUAUAGUUAAAUUCGGAGCAGUGAAUUUUUCGUACUUCAGAAAUGGUGAUUGUUUCAAAGAAGAAUAAGAACAGUAGAGGUAAGCUUCCUCCUGGUUCCAUGGGAUGGCCUUACUUAGGAGAGACUCUACAACUCUAUUCACAGAACCCCAAUGUUUUCUUUACCUCCAAGCAAAAGAGAUAUGGAGAGAUAUUCAAAACCCGAAUCCUCGGCUAUCCAUGCGUGAUGUUGGCUAGCCCUGAGGCUGCGAGAUUUGUCCUUGGGACUCAUGCCCAUAUGUUCAAACCAACUUAUCCGAGGAGCAAAGAGAAGCUGAUAGGACCCUCUGCACUCUUUUUCCACCAAGGAGAUUAUCAUUCCCAUAUAAGGAAACUUGUUCAAUCUUCUUUAUACCCUGAAACCAUCCGUAAACUCAUCCCUGAUAUCGAGCACAUUGCCCUUUCUUCCUUACAAUCUUGGGCCAAUAUGCAUAUUGUCUCCACCUACCAGGAGAUGAAGAAGUUCGCGUUCGAUGUAGGGAUUCUAGCCAUUUUUGGGCAUUUGGAGUGUUCUUACAAAGAGAUCUUGAAACAUAACUACAAUAUUGUGGACAAAGGCUACAACUCUUUCCCCAUGAGUAUCCCCGGAACAUCUUAUCACAAAGCUCUCAUGGCGAGAAAGCGGCUAAAGACAAUAGUAAGCGAGAUUAUACGCGAAAGAAGAGAGAAAAGGGUCUUGCAAACGGACUUUCUCGGUCAUCUGCUCAACUUCAAGGACGAAAAAGGUCGUGUGCUAACGCAAGAACAGAUUGCAGACAACAUCAUCGGAGUCCUUUUCGCCGCACAAGACACGACAGCUAGUUGCUUAACUUGGAUUCUUAAGUACUUACAUGAUGAUCAGAAGCUUCUAGAGGCUGUUAAGGCUGAGCAAAGGGCUAUAUAUGAAGAAAACAGUAGAGAGAAGAAACCUUUAACAUGGGGACAAACGAGGAAUAUGCCACUAACACAUAAGGUUAUAGUUGAAAGCUUGAGGAUGGCAAGCAUCAUAUCCUUCACAUUCAGAGAAGCAGUGGUUGAUGUUGAAUAUAAGGGAUAUUUGAUACCUAAGGGAUGGAAAGUGAUGCCACUAUUUCGGAAUAUUCAUCACAAUCCGAAAUAUUUUUCAAACCCUGAGGUUUUCGAUCCAUCUAGAUUUGAGGUGAAUCCGAAGCCGAAUACAUUCAUGCCAUUUGGAAGUGGAGUUCAUGCUUGUCCCGGGAACGAACUCGCCAAGUUACAAAUUCUUAUAUUUCUCCACCAUUUAACUUCCAAUUUCCGAUGGGAAGUGAAGGGAGGCGAGAAAGGAAUACAGUACAGUCCAUUUCCGAUACCUCAAGACGGUCUUCCCGCUACAUUUCGUCGAGAUUCUCUUUAGUUCUUUAGUUAAACCAUCAAAGUCUAUUACUAAUCUUUGUCUUAAUUAGCCAAAAUUAAUCUAAAUUCGAUUU
Arabidopsis arenosa is the source of this 1485-nucleotide messenger RNA. The record is from the annotation of a GenBank genome assembly. NCBI's taxonomy places the organism in Eukaryota, Viridiplantae, Streptophyta, Magnoliopsida, Brassicales, Brassicaceae.